Molecule: messenger RNA, 3894 nt
Organism: Oncorhynchus keta (chum salmon)
Lineage: Eukaryota; Metazoa; Chordata; Actinopteri; Salmoniformes; Salmonidae
Gene: yars2
Product: tyrosyl-tRNA synthetase 2, mitochondrial
Exons: 5
Coding region: 76-1620 (514 amino acids)
Biological process (GO): tyrosyl-tRNA aminoacylation; proteolysis
Cellular component (GO): mitochondrion; cytosol
Molecular function (GO): RNA binding; cysteine-type endopeptidase activity; ATP binding
Source: RefSeq, a predicted model, not a curated record
GAUGAAAUCAGUGCACAGUGGUGAGGGUGAUGCUCCUUUGAAUAAAAAGGCCACAGGUCAGGAGGAACAGGCAGGAUGUGGUAUAGUUACACAAUACACCAGAUGGCGCUAUACUUUUUCUGUCAUACAUUAAUUAGUCCCUUUCAUUUUCCUGUCCGGUGUGUCACAGUUUCCAAUAUGGCGGCAUCCAUAGCCAGGUUUUUUUCACGUGUAUCGUGGCAUGGUUCUUGUAUUAUUUUGAAAAACACACUCCCAUGUAUAUCGUUAAGAUACACGUUUCAUCGCUCUGCAACAACCCAAAGUGGACUUCUUUUUUCGCUAAAUAAACGGGGCAUUUUGAAGGAUGCUUUCCCCGAAAACGCAGCCCAAGAUCAACUUCCUCAACUGCUGCAGUCUGGGUGCCAGACCGUGUACUGCGGAUUCGACCCCACCGCGGACAGCCUUCACGUGGGUAAUUUACUCGCCAUCGUCGGGCUAUUGCAUUUUCGAAGCGCAGGACACAAUGUCAUCGCUCUAAUCGGUGGUGCAACAGCACAGAUAGGAGACCCAAGCGGGAAAACGAGCGAGAGAGAGCAGCUACCGUCUGAUGUAGUGGAGGACAAUACAAGGGCUAUCAGGGACAGCUUGCAGCGAAUCUUCACCAACCAUGAACUGCAUUUCCACAACGACUCUAAAAAGCUUGGCACUGUAACCCUAUUGAACAAUUUAGCUUGGUACAAAGACUGGAAUGUGGUUGCUUUUCUGUCAGAAGUUGGCAGACGUUUCCGAAUGGGGACCCUGCUCAGUAGGCACAGUGUCCAGUCCAGGCUGAAGAGUGCAGAGGGCAUGAGCCUAACUGAGUUCUCUUACCAGCUGUUUCAAGCUUAUGACUUCUACCACCUGAACCAGAAUCAUAGCUGUAAGAUCCAGCUGGGAGGGACAGACCAGCUGGGCAACCUGAUGUCUGGGCACGAGUUUAUACACAAGGUGACUGGACAGGAUGUGUAUGGGCUGACCAUCCCACUGGUGACCAGCUCUGCGGGGGACAAGCUGGGGAAGACAGCAGGCAAUGCAGUGUGGCUGAACAGGGACAAGACAUCUCCGUUUGACCUCUAUCAGUUCUUCCUCAGGCAGCCUGACAGCAGUGUGGAAUGGUAUCUGAAGCUGUUCACCUUCCUACCCCUGGCCGAGGUGGAGAGGGUGAUGGAGCACCAGAGACAGGAGCCAGGCAAACGGCCCGCACACAAACGCCUCGCCGCCGAAAUCACCAAACUGGUCCACGGUAAGGAGGGUCUGGAGAGUGCCAAAAGGUGCACCAAUGCCCUGUACCACAGUAACAUACAGGCCCUGGAGCAGAUGAGCGAUGCUGAGCUGCAGGAGCUCUUCAGAGAGGCCUCUUUCCAUGAGCUGCUGCUGGAGCCAGGGACCACAGUACUGGAUGCCUGCCGCAGGGCAGAGGCCAUCCCCCAGGGGGGCAAAGGGUAUCGCAUGGUAUCAGAAGGAGCUGUAUGGAUCAACCACAGUAAGACAGACAGCCCAGAGCAGGUACUGAUCCCUGGUCAGCACCUCUUGGCCAACGGACUUUCUCUCCUCAAAGUGGGCAAGAAGAACUUCCACAUCAUCAAGUGGCUCAAUCUGUGAGUGGCACUGGGACCUUAAAACUACUAUGAACUGUUUGUGGACUGGAGGUAGGAACGCUAGCUGGGAGGCUUAGGUGAAGGGAGAUGGAUAUUGGAAAUGGACCUGUAUUGUUUCAAUACACCUGUUGGUGUCUGAGGGGAUUUAGUGCACUAUAUAUGUGUGGAUUGAAUGAUGCUGUAAGAUGUGGUAUUAAGUAUAUAAGUAUAUUUGUUCGGUUUUUGUCUUGUUAGUUGUAUGUUACAUACUGUGUCCGUAAACUGUUUUAUUUUUGUGAUCAUUCGAUAUUAGAUAGCAGAUUUGCCUACUAUUGAAUUUCACCACUAGGUGUCAGUAUUGUCUUCUCUUUCAAUGAGGACCGGGAAAAGCCUCCUUUAGCAAGCCUGAAGCAAAGCUCGGUUGUGAGACCCUAGUUACAUCCACAAAUUAAAAUUCAAUGGCAGAAAUAUCUUACAGCUAAAAUAAAUGAUAAUUCAAAAUAAAAAUAAAUGACAAUAGGAAUGGGAAAUUAAGGAAGUAUAUUUCCUGAAGAAAAUGUGUGCUUGCUAGCUUGUUUUAAAGUAUUUAUGGUUUUUGAAAUAAGUUAUAGUAGUGGUACUGACUAAUGGUGCGCGGGUCAGCUGUUUGUUCACCCGCACCCGCCCGCAAUUGCUAAUAACCCAUCUGCAACCGCACGACUACAUGUGAUGAAAUAAGAUGGAGAAAAUGCGCUAUAGGCAUGAUUUAGUCAUGAUUCUGCAUAUAAUUUCCGACAUAUUGGUAGGUUAUUUGUUAGUCAUGAUUCUGCUUAUAAUUUCCAACAUAUUUGUAGGCUGUUUGUUAGUCAACUUGCCAAUAAUUGGAUGCAUGUAGCUUCUCUUCUGUCAUUAUUAUGUUUCCCUAAAAGACUACAUAAACCCUUGCUCACCAGAAUAAUGUAAUAGAUCCCUAGAGUGAAUUCUUCAAUCUAGUUGACAUGAGUCAUGUUUUUUCCGUCUUCUUUUGCAGAGCAAAUACGUUUAGGGACUGGGGAGAAAAUACAAUGACGCAACAACAACAAAAAUGAUUUCUGUGCAAAAUGUCCAAAUGACAUCAGUUUGACCAGUUGUGAGGGAAAAGAAAGUUGUGAAAAUGACCCAAAGUGUUUCUUAUAAUAUUUCAGUUUGGCUUCCAUGCAUAUUUUAUGUGUUUGAAAUACUAUCAGCUUUUAUGCUGUUCUUAUGAUGAAGACAGCACCUCUGCAGAUCUAUCUAACUGAGCAAUGCAUUCUAUCAAAAUGCAGAAAGAAAGAAAUCAUAUUUCUCCACUCCUGUUCCUAAGUCCAAAUUUAGCCUACAUUUGGUGUAUAAUUUUACUGUAAUAAAUGCUUCAUUCAGCAGGAGUUAAUAUUAAGGCUAUGUGAGAGGUUAUAGAUCUAGAGUCAGUGGCCAGAUUUCAGUUUCCAUUUAACCCAUCUGAACAGUUCCCUUGACGUGCCAUAGGCCUAUUUGAAGUCCCGUCUUGUGACUGUGGGAUUUAUACAGCGCCUCACAAUCAUCACACAUAACAUCCUCUUUUACCACUUCACCAAAUCUUUCCCAAACAUGACUUUUCUGGCCCUUCCUUUUCUUUGUCAACUCUUCUUUCACAGCUUUGGUCUUGUUGAAUUAAACUUCCACAAUGUCAUUUUUAACCUCCGUGGAUUGACAUUAACUUUUUCCUCCCGUUCCCAAAAGCAUUAUUUGGUGAUUGGCUGUGUAGGCUAUUUGGAGCAUACAGUUAAGAUCUAGAGCUUAGGUUUAUGCACUAAUACCAGGUAGCCUAAAAUAAUGACAGAAAAACCUCAAUGUAGCCUAUAUAAAUUGCACAAGAAUUAUACAUUUUUUAUGGAUUUUUUUUUAAAGGUAUUGUUUCUCUUUGUUCAACCCGCCUGCCACGCACCCACCCUUCAGCCACACAAUAUUUAGUGACCCUAAACCCAUCCGCCAUGUGGAUUAUGAGUCAACCCGCGCAUCACUAGUAGUGACUCCAGUAAUAAUGGGUGGUGAUAGUAGGUUAUAGUUGGAAAAGUAUGUAUAUGGAAAGAUUGAUUGGCUGAUUGAUUGAAUGCAUAGCUUGAAUGGUGUCUCGCUUGAAUGGUGUCUAGCUUGGUGGGUGCCGCUACCAGAUGCAUAUAGGUGGAACACAGGCUUGGUGUUUGGGGUAUUUUUUAUUUGGUUGUUGUUAAAAUAAGCUGUUAAUGUGUUUCAACACAUGCUUUCUGAUUUUCAUAGUUGUAACAAAGGCACUCCACAAAUUAAAAUUGAUUGAACACUUGAA